Molecule: messenger RNA, 10396 nt
Organism: Leptopilina boulardi
Lineage: Eukaryota; Metazoa; Arthropoda; Insecta; Hymenoptera; Figitidae
Gene: Bap170
Product: AT-rich interactive domain-containing protein 2
Exons: 19
Coding region: 948-6623 (1891 amino acids)
Biological process (GO): regulation of DNA-templated transcription
Cellular component (GO): SWI/SNF superfamily-type complex
Molecular function (GO): DNA binding
Source: RefSeq, a predicted model, not a curated record
UAGAGAGUGAAAAAAAAAUUUGCCUUUUAAAAUAUCAAAUUGUCUCUUUAAUAAAAAACACAAAAGUGAGAAGUGCCAUAUAUUGAUAAUCGAAAAAAACAUAAAGCGCCGGUAGACAAAUACUCUAUAUCUAUGUCUAUCUGUGUGUAAUUAGUCGCAUUAAUUUCCCGAUAGAGAGAGCUAAAUACACACGUUUAGAAUUUGCCGACCGCUUUUGCAGGCGCUCUGCGCUCGUGCCGCCAUUUUGAUGUUCACGUCAAGCGCUCGUUUCUUGUGGUGGACAACGCGCUACACCAGUUCGAGAAGCGUUCCGCGUGCCCGCGUUCGUCUUCAAUUCAAAAGAAAAAUUGUGUAAAUCUUUGAUCCUUAUUCAAAAGGUGUGCGUGUGUGUAUGUGUGUCUGUGAUUAGAGAUUUUCGAGAGGCAAUCGACCCCCCGAGUGUGCGGCUCAGUGGCCUCACUCUCUCGCUGACAAGUGACAGGUGAAUCGAUCGCGUUCUAUCGUUUUGCGGACUGUGUGUGUGCGGUGUGUGCUUCGACUCUCUAGUUUGCAAUUCAUUUUUUUGCCACCCUGUGCAAAAUAAAUGCCGUCUUUUCUAUAGUGACCCUCUGCGUCCUCGACUAUUCUCUCUCUCUCUCUCUCUCUUCCUUCAUUUCCUCACGCAGUUUUCUCUCCCGCCGCAACCCAUCCCACCCCCUCCCUCUCUCUCUUUCCCUUGCAACCCUGCCACAGUCAGUUACGUUCGGUUAAAUCAGCGAGCCAAAGAGCAAGUGUGAAUUCUCAAUUUCGGGACCACGCGGUCCCGGAAAAACGGCUAGAAACUCACCCUCCCACCUCUCAGCCGUGUAACAACAUUGACGAGAGUGUUUAACCUCGAUGUCGACGUCCCUUAACCUCCUGCCGACCCCGUGUCGUUUACAGGAAGAAGCGGGCAUAUCGCCACUUAAAUGCGAUCCCAUGUGCCACUACGUCCCCGGCCUCUAAACCCGCCGAUUGACCUAGAAGUCCCACCCUGGCCCGGGAACAUGGCCAAGUUCCUUAACAAGGAUCCCGUCACCUAUGAGCGCGAGCGAGAAAGCUUCAUCAAGGAACUCCACCAUUUUCACGAAACUCGAGGAACGGCUUUCAAGAGAUAUCCUAAAAUUAGUGGAAAGGAAGUGGAUUUGUAUUUACUUUACGUCCUUGUUACUGCUCAUGGAGGUUGGAUUAAGGUAAAUUCGAAAAAUGAGUGGUCGGUUCUCUGCGAACAGUUUCAUUUGCCAAGUGGCUGUGUCAAUAGUGGCGUUGGACUCAAACAAAUCUAUCUUAGGUAUCUAGAUAGAUAUGAGAAAGUACAUUUCCUAGGUGAAGAUGGUCAGCAAGCAGAUGAUGACGAUGAAGAUUCGAGGCAUCGAAAAUGGUCGGCUCGAUCUCUUCAUUCAGUUCCAUUAACUUACAAUCAUCAUCAACAUAAUGUAACUGAGUCGCUGAGGGAUUAUAAUGGACUUUCGGCUGAUUUGUAUAAACCAUCGAACUAUGAUAAAUUGGCCCUCUCACUAUUGUCGCCCCUUCCAAAUGAGCAGGAUUUUGCAAUAAAUGUAUGUACCCUAUUGUCGAACGAGGGCAAACACACGUUGCGUCUCGACAAAUAUCCACGGCUUGUAAAUAUACUUUUGGCACAUGCCGGCGUUUUUGAUUGUCUCGGAACGCGUCAACUCUUCAUUGAGGUCUAUUCAAAAGUGAGAAAUUAUUCGAUCAAUUCAUUUUGGUCGGAUGUACUCGACUCACAGGAUGUCAUUGAUUUGACGGACGAGAGAAUUUUUCUUAAGAAACCAUCGCCAACGCUAAACACAUUCUCGAGGCGGAGAAAUUUGAAAAAAGAAAAAACGAACAAGAAUCAAGAGAAAAAUGAAGAAUCUGCUGCCAAUACUGCGGAGCCAGUAACGGAAAUAUCAGAAUGCGUUCGAUUGGUGCCCGCUUGUAUUAGCCAAGCUGAUGAAACGCUCAGGGAUCAAAAUCAGAAUUCGAUAAAAUUCGAGGAGGAAGACCUCGAGCUUUUUUGCGUGGGUCGAACGCUUGGCACACAAGAUCCCUAUGGACAACGUGUACUUCAAAUAGCGUCGAUUCUACGAAAUUUAAGUUUCACGGCAGAGAAUGCCGUUGUUCUUGGACGAAAUCGUUGCUUCUUGAGAUUUGUACUUCUUUGCAUUAGAUCGAGAUGGAGUAAUCUUCAUCAAUUGGGCUUUGAUACAUUUGGCAAUAUUGCCAAUGAAAUUAUUCUUAAUGAAGCCGGACCAAGAAUAUGUGACGUUGCAAUAUCAUGCGUGACAAGAGGCAUCGACUCUCAAGACAGGUUCAUCGUGAUUGCCUGUCUUGAGAUCCUCAAUAAAAUAAGUCAACAGGAUUGCAAUGAGGAUACACUCACUUCAGAAUUGAGUGACAAUGUUUACGAACUCAUUUGCAGAUUCCUUGCAUUGAGCGAUAUUGCUCUAUUGGUUUACACAUUGGAGUGUCUCUAUGCGCUAACUUCCUUGGGUGAGAAACCCUGUACGAGCGUCGCGCGGGUUCGCGGUGCUAUAGACACACUUGUGGCAUUGGUGACAGUUGAAGCACAAAGUUAUGGACCAAAAGCAUGUAUUCUGAUGAGGGUCGUCGAGACAGUUUCGACAAUUCCAACGUCAGCGACUGCUCCAAUUUCGGGAUCGAGUACAACGUCAGCAGUUGCUUCAAUAUCGGCACCAGCGUCGACGCCAAUUGUUCCUGUUUCAACACCGACACCGCUAACAGCGACUCUUACUCCGUCGCCGAGUCCAAGUCCAGUGCCUGUGCCAGUGCCGGUGGCAGUUGCAGUUGCAACACCGGCACUAACGCCAGUCUCGACUCCACUAAGUCCAGCGCCAUCGAGACCAUCAACACCGGCUGCAGCCGCGGUUGUUGUUAACGCUGUUACCACUGUUGGUGCUCCUGUGACUCCUGUCAAAACAAUGACGCACAAAGUUCUUGAAACUGCAAGUCCAGUUCAACCACAAAAUACGCAUCAACAAAUUAUACAAGAAAACGAACAAUUCGCUCUUUUAUGGUUAAGAACGACCUUCGAACUUUCACCAGGCGUGCGCAUUGAACAAGAGGAACUCUAUAAAAAAUAUCUUGGAUUCUGCACGAAAUCGGGUAGAAGAGGUGUCAUUGCUCCUUUACACUUUCCACGAUGUGUUAGGUCGGUGUUUGGUGCAUCAGUGGGCCCAAAUGCAAUAAAAGGUGAUUCAAUUGGAGUGCAAUGCUACGAUGGAAUACGUGUGCGAUCACUGACAGUUCCUGUUUCGAGUUCAUGUCAAAUGGUUGUUGGAACAAAUACAACGAUGCCAAUUGCCACACUGGCGUCAAUGUCAACACCAAUUACAAUCGGCAGCAAUUUAACUCCCGCUAAGGUGCUUCCCGUGCAACAACGUACAAUCACGGCUAUAAAUCCCGUUCCAGAUAGCACUGCCCUUGAAAAUAAUCCUGGAAUUCAAAAAAGCUCCGCCCCAGCAUCCCCAAUCCUUAAGGCCCAACUUUCUGCACCACCAAAACCUCCCACUCCGAAUCAAGCCCAGAAUCCGGUCACCAAGAUUGACUCGAAAAGUCAGGUGUCAGUGUCGCACCCCCAUUUGAGCCAAGCACUACUGGCAACUGGAUCUCAAACGCAACAACUUCAACAGCCUCUUCAGCAGCAGCAGCAAAUUGGACAAGUGCAGCUGCAAUGCCAACAACAACAGCCGCAAAUCAUUCAGGUUCAGACAUUAAUCCAAUCACCGUCUCAGCAGAUCCAGGUGAUGGUGAGGGAAGAUGCAAGAGCGAGCACCACGUCUAGUUCAAUUAUUAAGAGCCUAUUGGCAACAAAGGUAACGGUCAGCGGCGACUGCAUGCCCAGUGCCGCUACGACUUGUGUGUCUGUCCCUUCUGCCUGCGUAACAAAUACUACUAGCAUCGCAUCUGGCAUCAGUGUCAACCAGCUAAUAACCAGCAACCAGGUCGCCCAACGUCAACAACAGCAAAGGUUAUUGCAACAGCAAUUGAAUGUUCAGUCUUCAACUCCUGCAACGACGCCAACAUCUGUAGGAAGUCAAUUGAACAAAUCUUUCGUAAAUUCAAAGCAAAAAACAGCAAUCGUGACGACGACUCCUGCCAAAAAAAUACAAAGGCUCAACGGAGCCAAAGUCAUAAUGACUAACAAUUUCGACAAGACUGAAAUAAGCGAUAAUGAAAAUGGACAAACAAAAUUACCGGUGCAAGUGUCGAGCGAUAAUCAUGUGUCUAUUGGAGGGAAAAUAUGUCGACCGCCAUCAAUUACAACAUCGACGUCAGUGUCAAGCACAAUAAAUAAAAACCAAAGAUCAAUUUGUACACCAAUUGCUGAAGAUUCAGAUUCGACGAAUAAUUCCUUGGCGUCAAGCAGUGGAAUUGGCGGUAGUCGAGAUUGUUCGGGUGUUGGUCCCGAGGAGGAAAAUUCACUCACUAGUUUUGAAGGUAUUCUUCUAAAUGGCGCUCCCACUAAUCUCGAUAUUGAUGCAAACGAUGAUGGAUCGUCAAAAGAUUCAUCAAGCAUUAGCUGUAAAGAAAAACCUCUUCAGACAAUGAUGCUUGCUGAUUUGCUUGAAAAGAAAGUCGACAAGGAACCUGUUUUGAAUGGUGUUUUAGGUAAAAAUUCAAUUAAUGAGAAGGGAAUGGAUCUAGUUGAGAAUCAUAUAAAGAAAGUCCUUAAAGAAUCUCCCACCGAUAUAAAAAUAAAAGUUGAACACGAUGAUAAUAUGAUAAUGCAAACUGAUGUUUCGGAAGAAACGCUAAUUGAGGCUCCUCGCAAUAUGAAAAGAUCAGCGAAUGAAAUAAAUGAAGUUGAAUUAAAAAAGCCAAAAUAUUCAAACGGCACUACAUCACCCGAUCCGGCUGUCGAUUCAACAACUGUCGAAUCAACGCUCUCUAGUAUAAAAUCCGAGGAUCUUGACGAUGAUAAAGAUGGUGAGAAAGCAACAGUUUCAUCGACGGCGGCAAAUCUUUAUGCAGCGCUCGCUGCCGAUAUUAUUGAGGACGAAACUGAUCUUGAGGAUCCAAUGCCAAUGAUAACUGUAAAGGAGGAACCAAUGCCAAUAAUAAAAGUAGAGGCACCACAGCAAACGGUGAUUAAUCAAUAUGAACAUCAACAACAGCAAGCGCAUCAACAAUUAAUAAUGGCAACACCAAGGCAAAUUAUGGUACAACAGGCAAUUCAACAAAUUCAAUCAAAUAGUCCAAUGAUCAUUCCAACUGUUAAGGGAAGACAAACACAAUCGCAGCCACAAGUUCUUUUACAACAAAGUGCCGCCGGUCAAUUGCAAUAUGUCGUCUCUGGCGGUGUACCGGGACAAAAUUAUGUUCUUGCGCAGCCACAAACGGCCCUUGUUCAGGGGCAGGCACAAACUGUUCUUGUUGCACAGACAACGCAACAGCAAGGCACCGGGGCAAAGACAAUAAUUAUUCUUCAACCACAAACACAGCAUACGCAGUCGACGCAACAAAAAAUGGUUGCUGUCACACCUCAAGGACAACAGGUUGUCGUAACGCAAGUUCCGCGACCGAUUUUACAGAGUCCUGCACUUGGAAAUAUACCACCUCCUUUGGUUCCAACAUCGGCAACAAUUCCCCAAUCAAUAAUUGUCAACAGUUCCAUGGCGCAGAGUAAUCAGAAUACGGUGACAGUGACAAUUCCAGCAUUAGCGCAACAAUGUCCAGUGACAACAACGAGUAUUCCAUCGAGAGUUGUUACACCAACGCCAGCGUCAACACCACCGCCAACGAGGCCGACGACACCGCAUCAAGCGGCGGCGACACAACACACAAUCACCAUGAAACAACCGAUUAAAAUCGUCAAAACCGUUAGCUCUUCCACAUCGACUGAACCCGAAUCCAAACCUUCCACGAGUCAACAAACGGAACCCAAAACAAUCACCAUUAAAAUUGAUCCCAAUGCCUUUUUAUGCGAAUGGCGGGGAUGUCACAGGCAAUUUAAGACUUCGCACGAUGUUUAUCUUCACGUGUGCGAAGCGCAUUGUCCAAAUGGAGGUGAAGAAAUUCUCUGUCUUUGGUCAAAUUGUGACAAUCUUAAACGUCGUCGUUUUUCUCUGAUGACUCAUUUAUAUGACAGGCACUGUAAUGCAGAUGCCAUGUCGGUGAGACGAAAACAAUUGUCGCUUUCGGGUAAGACGGAGGUAUUAACGACGACGGCACCGGCAACGACGGCAGCCCCCAUCUCAACGUCACAACAUCCUGGUUAUGCGCCUAACGCGGCUUUCCACGCCAUUAAAAGGCACGCCUUAGAGUUCGUCAAUCCAAAAGAAUUAAUGCAAAGGCCAACUAAGCCCGCUGCAGCCAUCACAAGCACUUCUUCUCCCAGACCUGGGCAAAAUCCUCCGCCAGAACAGGAUGACAACGAAGGUCCUGUGACCAAGAGUAUUCGUCUAACAGCAGCUCUUAUCCUUAGAAACCUAGUCAUUUACUCUGCACAUGGCAGAAGACACUUAAGGGCUUAUGAACCACAUUUGGCGGGAGUGGCGUUAAGCAACGUUGAAUCAUCCCGUACAAUUGCACAAGUCCUUUAUGACAUGAACGAUCAGAGUAACAACAGUCACAGGUGACCUUUCGAAUCAGGCCUCUGAUCCUUUCAGUUUUACUAAAAAAACAAAAAAAAAAAAAACUAAAAAAAGAAGAAAAAAAAAAUGAGCAGCGAUCAAUUUCACAAGUUCUACACUGUUUGUGAGUGUGUGUAUGUGUGUGUGUGUAAAGUUUUUACUACCUGGUUAAAAGAAAAAUACAACUUUUUUCAAUAUAGGUGAUAAACUUUUCUUCAGGGAGGGAAAAAAAAGGAAAAGUAAAUAAAACAAAAAGCAACACAACAAAACACAUCGGACUAAUAAUGUUCCGUACACGUAGUUGAUAUAAAUGUACGUUAAUUAAGGUUUAAAAAAAAAAAACAAGAGAAACAAAAGAGGCCUACAAAACUUAUCUUAACAGGCAUGUAUUUUGCCAAUUUUUACUUUGAAAAAAAAUGAUGUUGGGAAAAUUUUUAGAGAAGAAAAAAAAAAUGUUUUUCGCGAAUGUAAAAGAAAAAAAAGAAAGAAAAAACGCGCGGAACAGUGAUAAAACAAAAAAAAAUGCGAGGCAAGAUUUAAUGUUAAUAAUUUAUUUUCUCAAACGAGCAGCGAAUGUUUUUUUUUUUUUUUUUUUUUAUUAGUAAAUGUGUAGAAAUCAAUUAUGAUGGUGAAGAAGAUACUUUUACGGACGUUAUUAGAUAAUUAUAAUCAUUAACACUAUUAUAUGGACUACGUUUCGUUUUUUUUCUUCUUCCCAUUUUUUUUUCACAUUUAAAAACAGUAAAAAAAAACAAUUUUUUUUUUUCUCAACUAUCGUUUCUUUUCUUUUUAGUUUCUCAUCGACUGUUUUUUUUAGUCACUGGAAAUCUAGACUGUAAAGGAACUUUUUAUUGAAUGUAUUUGUUAGGAGUCUGUAAUUAUUAUCAUUAUUAUUAUUAUUAUAUUAUUAUUAUUAUAUUAUUAAUUAAUAUUAUUAUAUUAUUAAUUAUUAUUAUUAUUAUGCAUAUAUAAUUGCACAUUGCAAUUACAUGGCUAUUAUAAUUUUGCGUAUGAUUCUUGUACUCGAUGCGAUUUCAGCUGUUUCAAUUUUUUAUCGUAUCAAAAAAAAGGAGCUUUUGGAAUUAUUGCUCUCAAGUUAUAAACAAGAAAUUGACGUUUUUUUUAAUAUAUAUAUUAUAUAGUUUUUACAAAUUAGAUUCGAAGUUUUCAAAAAUUGACGCUUUAAAAUAUCAAAAAAAAAGAAAAAGAAAAAAAAAUUGUUAUUAAAUUAAGUAAAUUUUUUUUCUUUUUUCCAGAUGAAUAUUUUGAAAGCAUUUUUGUUUGUACAAUCAAUUUUGUAAAAUCAAUAUUUUUUUUUUGAUAAGGUUUAAAAAUCUUUUCAAAUUUUCUAUUUGGAAAAUGGAUUUUUGUUGUUAAAAAAAAGAGACGCAUGCGAUAAUUUGAAAAUUCUACUUUUGGGUUAUUUUUUUUAUCUCAUUUUUAAGUAGAGGAAAAUUUUGACAUUUUUUUACUUUCUAGUGUUGAUGUAAUUGUUAUAUUUUUCAAAUUAUUAUUAUUAUUUUUUUUUGUCAACUAUUUUACGUUUUUCUGUUUUAUUCUGUAAUUUUUCAAUUUUUUUUUCUUUUUUUCAAAUGUAAAUUUUUGACAAUCAAUUUUAAUUACUAGUUUCAAUUUUUAGUUAAAUUAAAUUGAUGAUAUCCUCUUUUUUGAUGUUAAUAAAAACAUAUCAAUUUUUUUUGGCAGAGAAAUAAUUAUAAACUAAUAAAUUAUGAAACUGAAUUGAAUAAAAAUAGAAAAAUAAAAGGAAAAAUUAAUAAAUUAAAAGGAAUAACGUAAAAAAGAAGAACGUAAAUAGAAUUUUGUUUUUUUUUUUUUUGUAAAAGAAUGUCAAAAUUUUUUUUCACUGUUUUUCUAAAAUUUAGUAAACUAGAAAAAGUGGAAUUUUGCGUCAUUGUAAAAUGAUUGAAUUUUGAAAAGAAAAGUCCAAUGAAGAAAUUUAAUUCCAUCAAAGAAAUGCUUUAUUUUGUAAAUAUCUUUUCAUAUAUAUAUAUAUAAAAAAAUAUCGAGUUUAGCUGUGUUUUUUCUCCGAUUUUCGCUGCGAGUGAAUCACAUUGUGUUUUCUUUUUUUUUUCUUUUUUUUGUUUUUGUUCUCUUUGACAUUUUUUUUUUUUUGUACGCGUAUGAAUAUUUUUUUUUGUUGUAUAAAAAAAAAAGAAUUUACGUUUUUUGCUGUUGCAGCAAAGUUUUAUAUUGUGUACUAUGAAUGAAAAGAAAAAAAAAUCGUGACAUCAUACAUACGUGUAUGUAUAAAUAAUUAUUAUAAAUAUUAUUAUGUAUACAUGUAUAUGCAUUUCAUGUCUUAUGUGCAUAUAUUUGUAUAUAAACAUUAUUGCGAAUAAAAAAAAAAAAAAAUCAAGCCGACAUUAUGAGAUGAAUAUUCAUAUAAAUAUAAAUAAAUAAAUAUAUAUAUUCAUAUAUAUAUAUACUUGUAAAUAACGUAAUUCAUUGACUGUGUAAAAUUCUAAAUGUAGGUAUGAGAGAGCGUCUGUAACGAAUGCCUAUUCGGCUGUUUUCUGUAUUAUAGUAGUCAUUUGAUAUAUAUAAAUGCAGAUGAAAAAAGAAAAAAAAAUGUAUCGGAAAAGAUUUUUUUAUUGAUAAAAUAUUGCCCUAUUAAACGAAAGAAAAAAAUGAAAUGAAAGGGAAAACUAUUUAAAUUUCGACGAGACAAACGAAAAUCAGUUUAUUAUUAUUAUUAUUAUUUUUUUUACUUCGUUUUAUACAUACAUACAUACAUUUUAUAUAAAUGUAUUUUUUUUAAAAUAUCACUAUUUCCCCUCCCCCCCCUUUUUUUUUUUGAAAUAACUGCAUUUUUAUCGUUUGUUGAAUUUCUCUAAAAGUAGUAUAUUACUUUGUUUAUAAUAACUAAAAUAUUUUUUUAUUUUCAUAUUUUGACAUUUAUUUUAAUUCUUUUUGAUUCUUUAGGUUAAGAUUGUAAAAAUUUCAUUUUUUUAAAAAAAAACUUUUUUUACACGUUUACAAAAAGUUGUUAAAAUUUUUGAUACAAAUUUUUGUUAGACAUUUAAAAAAAAUGAAAACUAAAAGAUCUCAUUCCCUCCAAAAAAAAAAAAGAUAAUUGUAAUUUAAACCAAAAAUGUAUAAAAAAAAAUCCUUGAAUAUAGGUCUAACAAAUAAUAUAUAUGUAUAUAUGUAUAAAAAAAAUUUACUUUUUCAAUAAUUACGAAAAAAAAAAAACUGUACAAAUGUUUGAUUUUCGUUCGUCUCAAUACGAAUCGAAGUUUUUUUGUUCCAGUUUUCUAAUAAUUGAUCCUUGGAUCAUGUGUUAAUAAAAUAUUAAAUAGGAGGAAAAAAAAAAUGCAAAUAUGUCCUAUUUUAUGAUCUAUUCCUCUUUUUUUUGUAAUUAUAAAUAUUUCAUUUUACUUUAAAAAAAGAAAAAAAAAUUUUUUUUAUAUCUUUCUUUACUUGUAAUAAAAAUGAAAAAAAAAAAAUGCGAAACUCGAUGAGAUGAGUGUACGAAUGGAGAAAGAAUAUUGUAUGAUUAAUUAAAUUAAAAACGAAAUGAUUGUAAAACGACGAAAAUAUAAAUGUAUCUGAAUUUUUUUUUUACUGUUUUCGAAGUUGAAUGAGAGAGAAAAAGUGAGAGAGAGAGAGAGAGAAUUAAAAAGAUGCGAAUGUUAGAAUAUUGCAAUUGAGUGAUCAUCUAAGUAAAAUCAUUGCCGUAUUGUCAUCAUUUACCAGACUUGUCAUCUAGAAAUGUGCAUUACGAAGAAAAUUUAAAUAUAACAAUUAUACAAUUACAA